GCUGAUGUGCCUGGACUUGUGUAUUGGGAUGGAAUGGUGGGGCACAGUGGGAAGAAUGAAUGUCGGAUCUAUUAUGGAGUACAGGGCCAAAGAAAAACUCAUAGGACUCAUUACUACCCAACACUUUUGAAGUCAACUGAUUAUUCAGUUGUCGGGAGCAACCAUCCAGAUAUUGAUGUGUUUGAAAUUCUACUCAGAGGAUCUGAUGACUAUGAAACUAACUUA
Molecule: messenger RNA, 225 nt
Organism: Suillus bovinus
Lineage: Eukaryota; Fungi; Basidiomycota; Agaricomycetes; Boletales; Suillaceae
Exons: 1
Source: RefSeq, a predicted model, not a curated record